Molecule: messenger RNA, 920 nt
Organism: Zingiber officinale
Lineage: Eukaryota; Viridiplantae; Streptophyta; Magnoliopsida; Zingiberales; Zingiberaceae
Product: protein SRC2-like
Exons: 1
Coding region: 1-732 (243 amino acids)
Biological process (GO): defense response
Source: RefSeq, a predicted model, not a curated record
AUGGCGGCGUAUAGGACGCUGGAGCUGAUGCUAAUCUCCGCCAAGCAGCUCAAGAACGUCAACGUCUUCGGCAAGAUGGACGUCUACGUCGUCGUGUCCAUCGUCGGCCAACCCCGGUCCGCCCAACGCACCCAUACCGACAAGAAAGGUGGCAAGAAGCCCUCUUGGAACGCCACCCUCCGCUUCUUCAUCCCCGUAGACCUGGCCGCAUCCUGCAGCCUCGUCCUCCAUGUCGCCCUCCGAUCGGAGCGCUUCUUCGGCGAUCGGAAGAUUGGCUACGUCCAGAUUCCCGUCAAGGAGCUCCUCAGAGAGGGAGGGGACAAGGAUUCGGCUCAGUUUUGUAGCUACCAGAUCCGCAGGCCCAACUCCGGGAAGCUCAAGGGCGUUAUUAAUCUCUCCUACAGGUUUCUUGAUCCGCCUGCUGAAGCGGGGAGCAGCGCCGCUGAUUAUCCUCCUCCAGAUGAGGUCGGAGAGCCGUCCUACCCGCCGGGGGCUUACCCUGCAUACGGCGCACAGCCGCAACACGCGCCACCUUCGGCCGGGUACGGGUACCCACCUCCUUCUCAGCACGGCUGCGCGCCGCAGUAUGGACACGGGGCGGCCGCGCCGCCAAAUAAUAGCAAUAUCGGGGCCGGAUUGGGCGCGGGCCUUCUAGGCGGCGACGUUGGCGGAUUCAUCUUCGCGGAUAUGGUGUCGAAUGCAGCGGCGUACGACGGCGGCGUCAGUUUCUAACGCGAUGGUGAUCCAGGUUAAAGUUGUUAUUCCAUCGAUUCUUUCGUUCAAAACCCCAGUUUCAAUUUGAAACAAAUCCAGUUUUUUUGGAAAACGAGCUUCGCGGAGGCGUUUCUUCUUGUUGUAUCGCAUCAUUCAUUUUCUUCUUGUAUCAUAUCACCCAUUUCUUGAAUAUAUUCCUUGGGUUU